This is a messenger RNA of Mucor velutinosus, 912 nucleotides long. RefSeq lists its product as uncharacterized. Gene Ontology annotation, molecular function: heme binding; electron transfer activity. Gene Ontology annotation, biological process: mitochondrial electron transport, ubiquinol to cytochrome c. The transcript has 7 exons. Bases 1 to 912 code for a protein of 303 amino acids. The record is from RefSeq and is a predicted model, not a curated record. Lineage: Eukaryota; Fungi; Mucoromycota; Mucoromycetes; Mucorales; Mucoraceae.
AUGUUCUCUAGAAUUGCUUCUCAAACUGCUAGACGCUCUGUUAAGCAAUUGUCUCAACAGACUCGUUUUGCUUCAACCAAGCCUAGUUUCGCUGGUCACUCUAACAAGCAAACUACCGCUGUCACUGCUGGUAUCAUUGGUGCCACUGCUUUGACUUACAUGUACGUUGAUGCCUCUGCCAACAUGGCCGAUGAAGGUCUUCACCCUCCCAGCCAUCCUUGGCCCCACAGUGGUCCUUUGGACACUUUUGAUCAUGCUUCCAUUCGUCGUGGUUAUCAAGUUUACAGAGAAGUUUGUUCCGCUUGUCAUUCUCUUGAUCGCAUCGCAUGGAGAAAUUUGAUCGAUGUCUCUCACAGUGAGGAUGAAGUCAAGGCUAUGGCCGAAGAAUUCGAAUAUCAAGAUGGCCCUGAUGAUAACGGUGAGAUGUUUAUGAGACCUGGCAAGCCUGCUGAUUAUAUGCCUAAGCCUUAUCCUAAUGAUGAAGCCGCUCGUGCUGGUAAUGCCGGUGCCUUGCCCCCAGAUCUCUCUUUGAUCACCAAGGCUCGUCAUGGUGGUGAGGAUUAUGUUUUCGCUCUUCUUACAGGUUAUGUUGAUGCCCCCGGAGGUGUCGAGGUUCGUGAAGGUUUGAACUAUAACCCUUAUUUCCCUGGUGGCGCCAUUGCUAUGGCUCAAACCCUCUUUGAUGGUGUUGUUGAGUAUGAGGAUGGUACCCCCGCUACUGCCUCUCAAAUGGCCAAGGAUGUUUGUACCUUCCUUGCAUGGGCUGCUGAACCCGAGCAUGACGAUCGUAAGAAGAUGGGUAUGAAGGCCACUGUCAUUACUGUUGGCUUAGUUGCUUUAUCUGUUUACCUCAAGAAGUUCAAGUGGGCUCCUCUCAAGACUAGAAAGAUUGUUUACAAUCCUCCCAAGUAA